Lolium perenne is the source of this 1566-nucleotide messenger RNA. RefSeq names its product transcription factor PCF7-like. The record is from RefSeq and is a predicted model, not a curated record. NCBI's taxonomy places the organism in Eukaryota, Viridiplantae, Streptophyta, Magnoliopsida, Poales, Poaceae.
AUGGCUCUAUUCCGAAACUUCAUGGGACAAGAUUUUGUUCAGAGUGAGAGGUAGCUCAAGCUGGAGGAGGACAAGAACCAGUUGUCCAAGGGCUUAGACCCUUGGAGCAACCCUACCGCCGCCACCACCACCAGCACCUUGCACUACCUGCUCCAGGAGAAGGAGAGAGCGCAGGCCCAGGAGCAGCUCCAGAUCUACCACCAGCAAGCAGCGUUCGGCGGCUACCUCCACCAACACCACCGGAGGCAGCAGCAGCUGCAGCAGGCAGCCAGGGAUGGCGGCAGCAGCGGCGAAUCCACGCCCGUGGACGCCCUGGUCACGGCAUUCGGGAGCGGCCGCAUCGUGCGGUCUGCCGCGGGGCGCAAGGACCGCCACAGCAAGGUGUGCACGGCGCGUGGCCUCCGCGACCGCCGCGUCCGCCUCGCCGCGCACACCGCCAUCCGCUUCUACGACGUGCAGGACCGCCUCGGCUACGACCGCCCCAGCAAGGCCGUCGACUGGCUCAUCCGCAACGCCAAGGCCGCCAUCGAGGAGCUCCCCGACCGGUCCGAGGAGGCGCCGCCCGCCGCGGAUCCCGAGCCGACGUCCGAGCAGGUGACCUCCACGUCGUCCUACGGGUUCGGCAACCCCGCGGGCGGCGGUACUGCCAUGACCAACUCCUUCCUCCAACAUUCUCUCGGCUCAGACCAAGUCUCCGACAACGUCAAGUCCUUGUUUCCCUCCUCGUCCACGGCCACGGCCACCGCCGGCGGCCACGAGGAGUACCGGGGAUCCCCGCCGGAUCUGCUGUCACGCACGACCAGCAGCCAGCCGCAGGAGCUGUGCCUCACCCUCCAGUCCAACCAGCAUAACAUCUUUACCCAUCUAUCUCCCAACCAUCAAGGUGUGAUCUCCAGUGCAGGCGUUCCAGCAGGCUGGCCAGACCACGGCCAGAGAAUGCCGUCGUCAUGGCAUGCCAACGCAGAAGAGGGCCGCGGCGGCGGCAACGGCGACGGCUUCAUCUUUGCAGGCAUACCGCCGCGGCAUGGGUUGGACCAGAGCCAGCUCUUCUCGUCCCAUGGGGAACCCCUUCAGUCCAGCGGUGGCGGCUGGCCCGCGUCGGCUCGCGCCUGGCUAGACCCUCUCGCCGCGAUGCACCAUCCGUCGCAAAUGUCUGGGCAGAUCGGAUUCAGCCAUCUGGUGGGUGGCGGCGGAGGCGGGUUUAUGGGUUUCCUCGCGCCGGCUGCACAACGACUCCAGCUCCAGGGCGAGGAGGAGGAAGGAAGUGAAGUGAUGCGAAGAGACUGAUGAACCGACCGGCUGGUUGAUUUCUGGCAUCAGGUGUGAGAUAUCUCUUUCUGUUAACACAUCUCAUUUCAUCCGGUGAUCAGCUGUAUGUUAUUUCAUGUAGGGGUUUAUGUGAUCAGAAUCAGAUGAUUUCCCAUUAGCCGUUACUACUAUAUUCAUGCAUGUACAACUAAGGCUUAAUCAAGAGUACGUUCCCUUGGAACUAGACAGCUUUACUGUUGCAUUAGUUGAUGUUGCUAUUUUCUCCCCUUUAAUUUAUUGUAUUCUCGGCAUGGACAA